AUGGUGGAAUCACUGGCGGAUUGUUCAUGUGGAUAUAAGCAAGUUGAGGACAAGCAAGCGAGUGCAAAGCUUGAUGAAUCUGAACUUAGACUGGCCCAACUUCAGCGUCAACUUCCCUCCAAUGAACCUGGUGCUUUGAUGCACCUUGUUGAAGAUGCUGCAGGCAAGGAUGAAGAUGACGAAGAAACGGGGGAAUGUAAAAAUAUCUUCAAAAAUAUUAAAUUCUUCUUGAGUCGUGAUGUGUGGGACUUAGAAAAGAAAAGUUCUUCCAAUACCAGGUGUGGGACUCAGAAUGUAUUGGUCGAAGGUAUUAUCGACCGGGCUGAAGCUAUUGAAGCUGCUGAGAAAAAGCGGAAGUCUUCUGUGUCAAAUACGAGUAAGCAGAAUUCUGCUGAUGACACAGAGGCUGGAGGAGAAUCUCUUCCUGAUUUACAGCAAAUUGCUGAGGAUGCUGCCAACAUUUCCAAGUUUGUGAUGUCACGUAAAAAGAGGAGGCUCUAUGAAGCAAUGCAGCGACCCACCACAGCUCUGUUCCUCUCUCACUCUCACGCCGCCCGCAGAGACGUCGCCAGCAACGACGAUUCUCACUCUCCAGGUGCUAUCGACCUUCACAAGCAGCAGAGGAAGAAGCCUAAGAAGUCUCUUCCCCACGUGUGUACAUGGAAUGAGACUCCAAAAUUUAAUAGUAGCGCUGUUGAGUUAGAGCCUCGAGAUUUCUGCAAUAUCAAGAAAGAUGUGAACUCAUGUUUAGUUAAUGAUUUUGGAGUUUCUUUGGUCGCUGCUUUUGUGGGUGUCUACAAAAUCUUGCAGCAUGUCGAGUCAUUUCAGAAGGAAAAUAAGCUUAAUCCACUGCCCAUUAUAUUGUGCGGUACACUUCACUUAACCCCCUGGGUGACAGAGUGUUGGUCAAGAUUAAGAUUGCAGAGGAGAAGUCUGGAGGUGGUAUCUUACGGCCAACAACGGCAUAAACAAAGCCCCAAGGAGGUGAGGUGGUUGCUGUUGGAGAAAAUCAGACACCAGCAUAAAGGUGGUAAUAGCAAAUGUCGUCCUCAAAGUUCAAUUGAAUGAAUGCAGAAGUCUUUGUCUUCGCGGGCCCACCAUGUUCAUGCUCCCACAGUGUUGAUUAUCAUGGAGUUGUCUACUCUAUAACUAAUAAAAAAAUCGUGUUAUUUUGGAUGUAUUAUAUUGGUAAACAUAUGAUAUGGUGGAUAUAUUAUGUGUAGUCUAAAUACGCUUAUGAAUUGUUUCUAAAAUUGCAUUGUGCACUCAAGGUGGUAUAUAAAAUUGUUAUGUGUUUGUAGUUUAUAUUGUGCAUUUUUAGAGUAGAUACCAACUCAAUUUCAAACUGUGAUGUGCAAUUGCGGUUGCUUCGUGUCCUUGGGCACGGGUUAUUGGAUAUGAAUAGUUUGAUUUUUGGGAAUUGUAAUAG
Ilex paraguariensis (yerba mate) is the source of this 1429-nucleotide messenger RNA. The record is from the annotation of a GenBank genome assembly. Lineage: Eukaryota; Viridiplantae; Streptophyta; Magnoliopsida; Aquifoliales; Aquifoliaceae.